UACACACACACAGACGCUGCUACACCGAAAAGAGGCAGGCCUGGAACACCAAUGCUCUUCAAUUAGAGCUCCUUCGACGGAUCCCUGGCUUGGACACUUUUAAUUUUUCAUCACAGCCUUCUUGAAUUUUUCUCAUGUGGCUUUUUGCGCAUAGAGAUCAGACGCUGCUGAGGUGUGUUUGAGCCACUGAGCCAUUCCGAGUAUGCAGACUAACGCUCGGUGAAUGGGAAACAUCAACACGGAGGCACCGCUACCUUUCCCCCAUAUUGACCAACACGCUCACCCUUCGGUGGGCGAGAUUUGCGCACCGGAGACCGGAGCCGGUGUCUGCGCUCUGCCGGGCCGGGCGCGCGUCGUCUGGGAGGAGUAGGGAGGAUGGAGGGGUUUUUCACAGAGGGGGCCCGUGUUUGGGUCAAAGAGAAGGAGCAGCUUGUUCCCGCUACAGUCAACUCCUGUGGAGACGGAACACUUGUCCUCACAACCGACUAUGGAGAGGUGUUGUACCUGCAGCAGGCGGAGAUCACCAGGGAGCGGGUUUACGCUAUGCACCAGUCCAGCAUCGAUGGUGUGGAGGACAUGUCGGCGCUGGCUGAGCUGCACGAGGCCGCCAUCAUGCACAACCUGUACCAGCGCUACCAGAAGGAUAACAUCUAUACUAAUAUUGGCAGCAUCCUGGCAGCAGUCAACCCCUACAAGCAGAUCGCAGGAAUGUAUGGUCCAGAGAGGGUGGAGCUGUACUCCAAGCACCACAUAGGCGAGCUUCCUCCACACAUCUUUGCCGUGGCCAAUGAAUGCUACCGCUGCAUCUGGAAACGCCAUGACAGUCAGUGUGUCCUCAUCAGUGGUGAAUCGGGUGCAGGGAAGACGGAGAGCACUAAGCUGUUGCUUCAGUUCCUGUCUGUGAUGAGCCAGAACUCUGCCGGGACUGCCCCGUCGGAGAAAAGUACACGAGUUGAGCAGGCCAUCGUGCAGAGCAGUCCGAUCAUGGAAGCUUUCGGCAAUGCUAAAACUGUUUACAACAAUAACUCCAGUCGCUUUGGGAAAUUCAUACAGCUUCACUUCUCUGAAGGCGGCAACAUCCAGGGAGGCUGCGUCAUCGACUAUUUACUGGAAAAGAACCGAGUGGUGCGACAAAACCCUGGAGAACGAAACUACCACAUCUUCUACGCUCUGCUGUCAGGAGCUAACAAAGACAAUAAGAGCCUCUACUUGCUGGAGGAUCCUCCUGAAUCUUUCCACUACCUCAACCAAUCAGGAUGUCUGAAGGACAAGAGUCUGAAUGACAAAGAACUGUAUAACAGUGUUAUGGAGGCACUGAAGGUGUUGGACUUCUCAGAGGAGGAGAUCAGGGACAUGUUUAAGCUGCUGUCAGGAGUCCUACAGCUGGGAAACAUCGAGUUCAUGACUGCAGGAGGAGCACAGAUCACCACCAAGCAAGUGAUCACUAACGCCAGUGAGCUGCUGGGCCUGGAUACCUUCCAGCUGUCCGAGGUGCUGACUCAGCGCUCCAUAAUCCUCCGAGGAGAGGAAAUCUGCUCUCCACUCACUAUAGAGCAGGCGGUGGAUUCCCGGGACUCUGUUGCAAUGGCGUUAUAUUCCCAGUGUUUCUCCUGGAUCAUCCUGAAGAUAAAUCAGAAAAUCAAAGGGAAGGAAAACUUUAAAUCCAUCGGCAUCCUCGAUAUCUUCGGCUUUGAGAACUUUGAGGUGAAUCGGUUCGAGCAGUUUAACAUCAACUAUGCCAACGAGAAGCUUCAAGAAUACUUCAACAAGCAUAUCUUCUCACUGGAGCAGCUUGAGUACAACAGGGAAGGUGUCCAGUGGGACGCCAUAGACUGGAUGGACAAUGCAGAGUGUCUGGACCUUAUAGAAAAGAAACUUGGCCUAUUGGCACUGGUGAAUGAAGAGAGCCGAUUCCCCAAAGGAACUGACUUAACUCUGCUGGAGAAGCUGCACAGCAGACACGCUACAAACCCUUUCUACGUCAAGCCCAGACUUGGCGAUCAUCAGUUUGGUAUCAAACAUUAUGCUGGAGAGGUCCUGUAUGAUGGUCGAGGGAUCCUUGAGAAGAACAGAGACACCUUCAGAGACGACAUCCUAAACAUGCUCAAGGACAGCAGACUGGACUUCAUCUACGACUUGUUUGAGAAGGUCGGCAGCCGGAACAACGAGGAGAAGAUGGGAACAGCCAGACGCAAACCCACCGUGAGCUCCCAGUUCAGGGACUCACUACAUUCUCUCAUGGCCUCUCUGAGUGUCUCCAACCCUUUCUUCAUUCGCUGCAUUAAGCCAAACAUGGAAAAGAAUCCAAGUAUUUUUAGCCCUGAGGUCGUCCUGAACCAGCUGAGGUACUCUGGGAUGUUGGAGACGGUGAAAAUCCGUCGGGCCGGGUUCCCCGUCCGCAGAACUUUCAAAGACUUUGCCAUUCGGUAUAAAAUCAUUCAGAAAGAGAAAUCCCCUUCAUCAUCAGCAGCAGCAGGAGAUGAUAAGAAGAAAAGUACAGACCUUCUGCUCAGAUAUGACAAGACCAAGAAAGAAUGGCAGUUAGGCAAAACCAAGGUGUUUAUGAAAGAGGCUCUGGAGCAGCGUUUAGAGAAAGACAGAGAUGAAGUCCGACGUCAAGCUGCCAUGAUAAUUCGAGCCCACCUCCUCACUUUCUGUGCUAAGAAGUUCUUCAAGCGUGCUCGUGCCGCUGUCGUCACUCUCCAGAAACACCUCAGAAGGCAAAUCCAACGCAGGCGGUUUGUGAAGCAACGUAAGGCAGCGCUGGUGCUGCAGAGACACAGACGAGGUCAGGUGGCUCGUACGCACGUUCGAAAGCUCAGAGAGGAGAAGAAGAAGAAGGAGGAACCAGAGAAGAAGAAAGACGAGGGGGCGGCGGAGGAGAAAAAAAGGGCAGAGAAAAAGGCUGAAUCAACAGAGGGCGAUGAUGAACCUUCAGAUGAGGCCCGGCAGAUGAAUGACAUCCUGCAGUUGGAGCGAGAGAUCGAGCGCUUGCAGAAGAAGCGAGAGGACGAGGUGUCCCAGCUGUGCGAGUCCUCCAAGCAGGAGCUGCAGCUGCGCCGGGAUGCUGAGCUCAAACGCAUGAAGAAGGAGGCGUCCCGCAAGGCCACGGAGCUCAUCGACCUCCUGAACUUUGGAGGUGUGGACCCUUCGAUGGGCGCAGCAGAAGUAGCCCAGCCUGCUGCCGAGGCGAAACCCCCAAAACCCGCAAAUGCCACCAGAGGAGCUUCCAAAGAGGAGGAGGUGGACGAGGGGUUUCAUGCUGAGGAGGAGUGCAUCCCCCUUCCUGACUUCCCUCCUCCUGCUGAGACAGACGCUCCUAUCGAUCAGGAAAUAUUCGCUCACCUCCCUCCUCCCCCGCCUGCUUUCGCAGAGGGGACAGUGCCUCCUCCACCUCCUCUGCUCGCAGAUGGUACCCCUGUUCCUGGAAUUCCUCCGCCUCUCCCUCUACCCGGAGAUGGUGCUCCUGUCCCUCCUCCACCUCCUCCACCACCACCUCACCCAGGAGACGGGGAAAAGAAAGAUGGAGACUUAGAGAGGCAGGUGAGCAUGGUGGAGAGCCUGGUAGACGGAGAGGAGCCCAUCUACAGCAUGCCGGCCGACACCGAGUCCGACUACGACCAGGAGGAGGAGGAGGGCUCCGUCAACGCCGGGGACGACAGCUCCGUUUCCGGGAGCAACCGCGGGAGCACCACCGUGACGGACGAGGAGCACCCGAGGAAGUCGACGUGCACCAACGCCAGCAUUGAGUCCUACAGAGGCAGCUCCGACUCUUACGCAGACAGUGACGAUGAACAUGACGGCAUGAUGGACACUGAUGAAGAAGUGAAUAACGGCAGAGUGACCUUAUUUAAUGGGAAUGGACCGCCAUAUUUCCACGGCUACCUCUACAUGAAGGGUGGCCGGUCUGAUGAUCCGUGGAGGAGGCGUUGGUGCGUGUUGAAGGAUGAAACCUUCAUGUGGUUCCGGUCCAAACAGGAGUCUCUGAAGUCCGGCUGGCUCUACAAGAAGGGAGGAGGCCUCUCGACUCUCUCACGGAGGUUAAACUGGAAGAUGCGCUGGUUUGUGCUGAGGGACUGUAAACUGAUGUACUACGAGAACGACAGCGAGGAGAAGCUGAAGGGAACCAUCGACAUCAAAGCUGCCAAAGAGAUAGUGAAUAAUCAUGAGAAGGAGAAUGCUCUGAACAUCGUGACAGAUGACAGGACGUAUCAGGUGUUUGCUGAGUCACCAGAGGAUGCAAGUGGGUGGUUUAAUAUGCUUAGUAAGGUGCGUGUGUGCACUCCCGAGCAGCUGCUGGAGAUGUCCCAUGAACAGGCCAACCCAAAGAACGCUGUGGGAACUCUUGACGUGGGGCUGAUCGACUCUGUUUGUGCUUCAGACAACCCUGAUCGGCCCAACUCUUUUGUCAUCAUUACGGCGAACCGUGUGAUCCACUGCAACAGCGACACACCGGAGGAGAUGCACCACUGGAUCAGCCUGCUGCAGAAACCCAAAGGAGACGCCAGGAUAGACGGACAGGAGUUCCUCUGCAGAGGCUGGCUCCAAAAAGAGAUGAAGACGAAUGCUAAGAGCACCUCCCUGAAGCUGAAGAAGCGCUGGUUUGUUUUGACCCAUAGCUCCCUGGAUUACUACAAGAGCUCUGAGCGCAACUCCUCCAAGAUGGGAACUCUGGUCCUUAACUCGCUCUGCUCCAUCAUUCAGCCGGAUGAACGAGUGCACAGGGAGACAGGAUACUGGAACAUCAUCGUCUACGGGAGGAAGCAUUCCUACCGCCUCUACACCAAGAUGCUGAACGAGGCCAUGAGGUGGACAGCUGCCAUACAGGGAGUCAUAGACAGCAAGACCCCGAUAGAGACCCCGACUCUGCAGCUCAUCAGAGACAUCAAGGAGAACAGUGUGAACCCAGACAUCGUGGAGCAGAUGUACCGCAGGAACCCCAUCCUCAGAUACACGCAGCAUCCUCUGCACUCGCCUCUACUGCCACUCCCUUACGGAGAGGUCACCAUCCUACAAAGGCAGCAGGGCUAUGCCAGUCUGCAGGAUGAGGCGGUGCGAGUUUUCAACUCACUGCAGGAGAUGGAGACGCUGGCGGACACAGUGCCCAUCAUUCAGGGCAUCCUGCAGACCUGCCAGGACCUGCGCCCUCUCAGGGAUGAGGUAUAUUGUCAGGUGAUCAAGCAGACUAAUCAUGUGCCUCAGCCUAACAGCCCCGCCAACCGGGCCCACUGGCACCUGCUCACCUGCAUGAGCUGCACCUUCCUCCCCAGUCGAGUCAUCCUCAGAUACCUCCGCUUCCACCUGAAGAGGGUACGGGAACGUUAUCCUGGUACGGAUAUCGAGCGUUACGGCGGUUUCAUCGGGGAAUCCCUGAAGAAGACCAAGACUCGUGAGUUUGUUCCCUCUCAGGAGGAGAUCGCCGCCCUGCUGGUGAGACAGGAAAUGAGCACCACCGUCUACUGCCACGGAGGAGGCUCCUGCAAGAUCUCCAUCAAUUCCCACACCACAGCUGGAGAGGUUGUGGAGAAGUUGAUCAGAGGUUUGGCCAUGGAGGAGAGCAAGAACCUGUUUUCUCUGUUCGAACACAACUCCUGCACAGAUCGAGCUUUGGAGAGCAGAGUGAUCGUGGCAGAUGUUCUGGCCAAGUUCGAAAGGUUGGCAGGCAGUGAUGAAGAGGAGGAAGAAGGAGAAUGGAAACUCUACUUCAAGCUCUACUGCUUCUUAGAUGUAGAGAGCAUGCCAAAAGAAGGAGUGGAGUUUGCGUUUAUGUUUGAGCAGGCCCAUGAGUCUUUGAUAAGCGGUCACUUCCCGGCCUCAGAGGAGACUUUGCAGCACCUGGCAGCUUUACGCCUCCAGUAUCUCCACGGCGAUGGGGCAGGUCGGGCCGGAUGGAGCCUGGGAAGCGUUUAUCCGAUCGGACGUCUCCGCAAUCGCAUCCUACACUCCACCAAGCAGGGCGCGGGGGCGGCGGGUGGAGCCGGGGGAGGUGGAGCAGGAGCAGGAGACGGGAAAGGAAUGGUGGGAGGACCGGGAGCUGUCACUGUCGAGAAGCGAAGGACCCCGAGCUUCCUGGAUGGCAGCCUGAGGAGAAGUUUUAAAACUGGAUCACUGAAGAAGCAGAAGGUGGAGGAGGAGAACCUGGAGAUGUGGGUGAAGGAGGAGACGUCCGCCACACGGACCAGCGUGCUGGAGAAGUGGACCCGGCUGCAGGGCAUGCCCCAGCAUCAGGCCAUGCUUAAAUACAUGAGCAUUAUCAAAGAAUGGCCUGGAUAUGGAUCUACUCUGUUUGAUGUGGAGUGUAAAGAGGGUGGUUUCCCUCAUGAUCUGUGGCUGAGUGUGAGUGCUGACAACUUGUCGGUGUAUAAGCGAGGCGAACCGAAGCCCCUAGAGACCUUCCAAUAUGUUCACAUCACUUUCUUUGGGGCUUCACAGCCCUGCACCUACAAGAUCUCUGUGGACGAGAGGGAGAUGUUCUUCGAGACACCACUGGUUGGGGAGAUCACCAAGAUCAUGCGGGCCUACAUUAAUAUGGUAGUGAAGAAACGCUGCAGCACCAUGUCAAUUACCAGCACCAGCAGUUCCUGGGCCAGGUGAUUCCCACAAACCAAUCACAGCCCUUGAUUCAUCCAGGGGCCACAGACGCCUCUGGCCCCCCCUGCAUUGGUUGGUUUUUAUAUGGAGGCAGUCGCACCAACCAGCUAUUCCUCAAGGCUGAAUAAAGAGUGAUGGAUGAUCGAAUGGGAGGAAAAUAAAGAUGGAAGUGGACACAGACGCCAAACGCACACUCUACUGGCCUGUGUCUUACUUGGGAUAGGGGGAUCUAUUUAAACAUGCAUGACAAAGAAAAACCACCUGCUUUUUGGGACGGUCCUUUCAAAUACAUAACCCGCCAGUUGUAGUCCUGCAUGUAGAUGUUCAAGCACACUCCAAACUUCUCUCCGCAUCCCUUUUCUGGACAAAACUCAGUAAUAACAAGCACAAGUCAGCCGCCCAAUACAAGUCUAUUCCAGGUGGCCACCCCCUAUCCACCCACCAAGUGCACUGCCAGACAGAAGAAAGCCACACUUUCUCAGUUAAAUCUGUUUCUUUCUCACUCCUCCAAUUUCAAGAGUCUCUCUCUUUCUCUUCACGUGUCCUCACUCCUGUUGCAUCUUUGUUUGCUGUUGAUAUUAAGUUAUUACGCUAAAUUUUUGCUUGCUUUCUCUUUCUUGUUCUCUUUCUGUUGUUUAUAUGUAACAUCAGCUCUAUCACAUCUGUUUGUGACUGAGAAAAGGGACUCAAUGAUUCUUCGUCGGGGCUACUAAAGGGGGAAAAUGAGCUCCACAUUUAGUGUUCACUCGCUCACUCGUCAGUGCCACCGUGUGGCCACCAAAAGCAAAGGCAGCCAAAGGAAGUGGCUUUAAAUAUUUCUGAACGAUAUCAAAGAGAAGUUCUGCAGAAGAAAAGAGUAGAGGUUUUGCUUUGGAGGCUCUCUGGUCAUGUUUAACUCGACAUGGAGAGUCAGUGCAUGGGAAACAGCCUCCCUCAGCACUACAAAGAGAACAAUAUCAUCGAGAAUAGUAUUAAACAAAACCUGUCCCUGUCUCUGUCUACUUGUAAUACACACGGCAUAUAUCUACUGUAUAUUCACAUACACACAAACUGAAUCAACAUGUAUUGUUUUGUACUGUAUAUCACAUGUUAUAAGAGGAAUUACUGAAUUUUCGAUGGGCCACUACACUGUACAGAUGCUAUACUAAAUGCAAUGUGACACCUCGUGUAAAAUACAUGGUGUUAAUAAGGACUACUGUAUGUCCAAAAACAAUGCCAACACAGUACAUCAUUCACUGGCUGUGCCAUUAAUGUGACAGAGAAAUAACUAUUAAAAACACAGACCAUAAUGAGACGGGCUGCUUUGGUGGUCAUGUUUUCACAGUGUUUGAUGACGUAUGCAUUGUUGUAAUUCACAGCAUUAAUUGGAGCCAUACAGUGUUGUAUAUCGUUAUCUGCUCAUGCUUUUCUUAUUUUAUUUAUUUACUAAGAUCAAUGAACAACAAUAAUGCAUAAGAGCUCCAGUUUGUUUGUGUUUUCAACCUGUUUAUGAACAUGUGAUUUUUAUUACUGAUACUACUACUGUUACUGUACUGUAUGCCCUCUGCUAUCUUAACCACCCUGAAGUGCUGUGUCUGGAAUGCUGCUGUGUGUGUGUAUAUGUGUGCGUGCGUGCGUGCGUGUGUAUUCAUAGUGUUGGAAAAGAAAAGGGAUAAAGAAGUGAUUUAUGAUGAGUGUUUUCAUUGGAAAUAAGAAGUAUUUACAUAACUGACAUUUGCGAAGAACAGUGAAGUGAUUGUGAGUUAGAGGGAAAAAAGCAUGGGAUUAUAAGAGUUAGAGGGUUAUUUAAACAUAAUUGUACUAUAUGUAUUGCAAGGAGUGUUUGGAAGAAUAAUGUAUAAAAAUAUAUUGGAAUUUCAAUCUUGGUGUAAGGAGCGGAUAGGAUAAGACACUGUGAGGAUAAGGGCCCGGAGGUGCUUUUAAUCUGGCAUUGGGACUGCUGACAGUCAUCACUGCUGUGUGUGUGUGUGUGUGUGUGUGUGUGUGUGUGUGUG
Molecule: messenger RNA, 8585 nt
Organism: Eleginops maclovinus (Patagonian blennie)
Lineage: Eukaryota; Metazoa; Chordata; Actinopteri; Perciformes; Eleginopidae
Gene: myo10l1
Product: myosin X, like 1
Biological process (GO): signal transduction; axon extension
Cellular component (GO): myosin complex; axonal growth cone; cytoskeleton
Molecular function (GO): ATP binding; protein binding; cytoskeletal motor activity
Source: RefSeq, a predicted model, not a curated record